AAUACAACCACCCACGACCUCUCAUCGGAGCUUCUUCGUCUUCUACCGUCAUCUUCUUAAUCUCGAUCGUCAUAUCAGCUACGUCACAAAUGGUUAUAAUUGGCGCAGCAACUUGUCGUGGUUAGAAGCAAAUGGCUGGGUAUAUUCACGAAAGCUAAAACGACAUCGUCUUCUCUCCACAGUCGAUCUCUCUGAUCCAAUUUCUUUCUUGAAUCGAAAAGGUUAAUGAUUUGAUGGAGGGUAAGAAGAAAGGCUACGCUUGGGCGGUCUCCGCCGGACUAAACGCAGCUCUGGCUGCCGUUUCGGCGAAGCUGAUUACUCCUCAGAUUUUGAGGUAUGGAAUGGUGGUUUUAUUCAACGUGACAAUGUGGGGGUGUUAUGUGAACAGCCUUAAAGCUCUUUCAUCUCUACAAGCUACGGUUACUAAUUUUGCUGCGAAUUUCCUCUCUUCUGGUUUAGCUGGUUACUUCUUGUUCCAAGAGCCCUUGUCCUUUAAGUGGUUUGUAGGUGCCAUGCUCAUUGUAUUUGGUUCACUUGUACUUAGUAAGUCAAGUAUUGAGAAGAAGACACGGACGGAUUAGCAGCUAUGAAUUCCACUUCGCUCAUCUGAGAUACAGAUAGAUAAUAGUAGAUUUUCAUUUCUGUCCGGCUACAGAUGAAAGCAGGAGGAUGUAGAUGUAGUUAAAACAGUACAAAGACUGGAUUUUGUUUUUAUGUAAGUUUAUGCUUAAUGUCAUUCUCCUUUGAGGAUAUUUCUAUAUGAAAAGAUCUUCUCUGA
Molecule: messenger RNA, 778 nt
Organism: Rosa rugosa (rugosa rose)
Lineage: Eukaryota; Viridiplantae; Streptophyta; Magnoliopsida; Rosales; Rosaceae
Exons: 3
Coding region: 234-581 (115 amino acids)
Source: RefSeq, a predicted model, not a curated record